AUGACAUCGUUCUACGAUGAGGUUGAGAUCGAAGACUUGGAAUUCAAUGAAGAAACAAGAAUAUAUACAUAUCCAUGUCCAUGCGGUGACAAGUUCCAAAUAUCAGAGGAGGAUAUAUUCGAUGGAGAGGAUAUUGCAAGGUGUCCGAGCUGCUCACUUCUCAUAAGAGUCAUUUACGACCCAAGUGACUUUGAAAGGCCAGGAGAUGAAGGAGGAGAAACUAUAGAGAUCAAGCAGCCUAUUGCUGUUUGA
Molecule: messenger RNA, 252 nt
Organism: Synchytrium microbalum
Lineage: Eukaryota; Fungi; Chytridiomycota; Chytridiomycetes; Synchytriales; Synchytriaceae
Exons: 4
Coding region: 1-252 (83 amino acids)
Biological process (GO): protein histidyl modification to diphthamide
Molecular function (GO): metal ion binding
Source: RefSeq, a predicted model, not a curated record